GUUUUGAAAGGCAAGCGGAAGAGUUCCUCAAUGCAGUCUUUUACAGAAAAGACAGUCCUAGGGUCUCUGACCCCAAUAUUCCCCUAGUGGCCCGUGAGAUCAUGCAGCGAAUGAUCCGACAGUUUGCUGCUGAAUAUACCUCAAAAAAUAGCUCUACUCAGGACUCCAGCCAGCCCAAUAGCACAAAGAACCAAAGCCUGCUGAAAGCAUCUCUGGUCGCCUCCUCUCCCACGGCUGCAACUGCUCAGAACCCUGUGCUCAGCAAACUUCUCAUGGCUGACCAAGACUCACCUCUGGACCUUACUGUCAGAAAGUCUCAGUCAGAACCUAGUGAACAAGACGGUGUGCUUGAUUUAUCCACUAAGAAGAGUCCUUGCGCCGGCAGCACCUCUCUGAGUCAUUCUCCAGGGUGCUCUAGUACUCCAGGAAAUGGGCGACCUGGGAGACCCAGCCAGCACCAUCCGGAGGGACUACAGAGUGGUGAUGGGGUACCUCCAAGAAGCUUGCAGGAUGGAACCAGGGAAGGUUAUGGCCACUCCACAUCUCUUAAAGUACCGCUGGCUCGAUCACUCCAGAUUAGUGAAGAACUGCUGAGCAGAAACCAGUUUUCUACAGCUGCCAGCCAUGGGCCAUCUGGACUACAGAAUCACGGACAGCACUUAAUAUUAUCCAGGGAGGCUUCUUGGGCAAAACCACACUACGAAUUCAAUUUCAGCCGCAUGAAAUUCAGGGGAAAUGGUGCACUCAGCAACAUCAGUGACCUUCCUUUUCUUACAGAAAACUCUGCCUUUCAAAAAAUGGCACUUCAAACUAAACAGGAUGGGAAAAAGGACGUGAGCCAUUCGUCUCCUGUGGAUUUAAAGAUACCACAAGUUCGAGGCAUGGACCUUUCAUGGGAGUCCCGCACUGGUGACCAGUACAGCUAUAGCUCUUUGGUAAUGGGUUCACAAACGGAGAGCGCGCUUAGCAAAAAGUUAAGGGCUAUCCUUCCAAAACAAAACAGGAGAAGUUUGCUGGAUGCUGGACCAGAUUCCUGGGGCUCAGAUGCUGAGCAGUCUACCUCUGGACAGCCAUAUCCCACCUCAGAUCAAGAGGGAGAUCCUGGCUCCAAGCAACCUAGGAAGAAGAGAGGGAGAUACAGACAGUACAACAGCGAGAUACUGGAGGAAGCAAUCUCUGUAGUUAUGAGCGGGAAAAUGAGUGUUUCCAAAGCUCAGAGUAUUUAUGGGAUCCCCCACAGUACACUGGAGUACAAAGUUAAAGAGAGGCUGGGCACUUUGAAAAACCCUCCAAAGAAAAAAAUGAAAUUAAUGAGGUCGGAGGGGCAGGAUGUUUCAGUAAAGAUUGAAUUAGAUCCCCAGGGAGAAGCAGCACAAAGUGCGAAUGAAUUGAAAGAUGAGUAG
Gavia stellata (red-throated loon) is the source of this 1403-nucleotide messenger RNA. It is a transcript of the gene LCOR, whose product is annotated as ligand dependent nuclear receptor corepressor. Lineage: Eukaryota; Metazoa; Chordata; Aves; Gaviiformes; Gaviidae. The record is from RefSeq and is a predicted model, not a curated record. Bases 102 to 1403 code for a protein of 433 amino acids. Gene Ontology annotation, cellular component: nucleus. The transcript has 4 exons. Gene Ontology annotation, molecular function: DNA binding. Gene Ontology annotation, biological process: regulation of transcription by RNA polymerase II.